GCUUCAAAGUAAAGCCCAUUGGCGCUCCAAAUUCGGGGCCCGCUUAAACGGGGCAAAACGAAACCAAUCCACCCGUUGACCCGGUUUCUGCCCUACCCACACUCUCAAAUAUCUUCUUCAUCUCUCCAUCUACAUAUCAUUUCUUCUAGGCCGAAAGUUUUAUUCUUUCUGCUUCCUUUUUCGUUUCUCUACGCGUUUCUCUGCUUCACCGCCUCUUUCUCCCCGAGAUCCCUAUCUAUUCUUCUCCUCUCCUCUUUCUCUAAAGUUGAAUAAUGUCUGAGGAGUUGGAAUAUCGCUGCUUUAUUGGUGGCCUAUCAUGGUCAACAUCUGAUAGGGGUCUAAAAGAUGCCUUUGAGAAGUUUGGAAAGCUUGUUGAGGCCAAGGUGGUUGUUGAUAAGUUCUCUGGGCGAUCUCGUGGGUUUGGGUUUGUAACCUUUGAUGAUAAGAAAGCUAUGGAUGAGGCAAUUGAAGCAAUGAAUGGGAUGGAUUUGGAUGGACGAACCAUUACUGUUGAUAAGGCUCAGCCUCAUCAAGGAGGUUCUGGUAGGGAUUAUGAUGGUGACCGCAACCGUGAUCGUGACCGUGGACGUGACCGUGGCCGUGAUCGUGAUUCUGGGCGUGGUAAUGGUGGUGAGUGCUUCAAGUGUGGUAAACCUGGACAUUUUGCCCGAGAGUGUCCUGGUGAAGGUGGAAGAACAAGCAGCAGAUAUGGGGGUAGUGGAGGAGGUGGUGGUGGUGGUGGUAGAGAUGAUAGGUAUGGUGGAAAUGGUGGUGGCAGUCGUUAUGGUCCUGACCGCAAUGGGGAUCGAUCUUCUGGUGGGCGUAGAGAAGGUGGUAGCCGUGGAGGUUCUGGUUCUGAUCGAUUUAGUCGCGAUCGUUCUGGACCAUAUGAGCGUCGUAGCACAGGAGGAGGUUUUCGUUCCGGAUCUUAAUUGCUUCUAAUAGUGUUAAAGAACUUCUGGUGCUGCUGGGACUGGAUUCACCAUCACUCUUGGAAAAGUGUUCGAGCUUCUUUUUGCAGGGUGUGUUCAUGUGAUGAUUGUCUGGGGGAAUCAGUGUAGUAAAUCCGAACUUGAAAUGCGAACUUGGCACAAAUGUUCAACUGUUUUUGUUCCUAAAUGCUCAAAUUUGCUGUUUUCGUCCUAUGCAAAUCUUAUGCUUGCUUGAUA
This is a messenger RNA of Humulus lupulus (European hop), 1169 nucleotides long. RefSeq names its product glycine-rich RNA-binding protein RZ1A. Lineage: Eukaryota; Viridiplantae; Streptophyta; Magnoliopsida; Rosales; Cannabaceae. The record is from RefSeq and is a predicted model, not a curated record. Bases 273 to 932 code for a protein of 219 amino acids. Gene Ontology annotation, molecular function: RNA binding; zinc ion binding. The transcript has 4 exons.